AUGGUGAAGGAGACUAAGCUGUACGACCAGCUUGGCGUCAAGCCCGACGCGACUCAAGACGAGAUCAAGAAAGGAUAUCGGAAGGCCGCUCUGAAAUGGCAUCCCGACAAGAACAAGGACAGCCCCAACGCAGCCGAGAAGUUCAAGGAAUGCUCGCAAGCGUACGAGAUUCUCUCCGACCCGGAGAAGCGCAAGACGUAUGACCAGUUUGGCCUCGAGUUCCUGCUCCGCGGUGGAGCUGCACCUCCGCCUGGCGAGAACCCGUUCGCCGGCGGAGCUGGUGGCAUGCCCGGAGGAUUCCAAGGCUUCGACUUUGGUAGCGGUGGCGGCAUGCCCGGCGGUGGCGGAGCAAGGACGUUCCACUUCAGCACCGGCGGCGGCGGUGGCGGCGGAAGCGGCUUCCGCUUCAACAACCCGAACGAUAUUUUUGCCGAGUUCGCCCGGCAGCAAGGUGGCUUUGAAGACGACGACCCCCUCGCUAGUAUCCUCGGAGGCAUGGCUGGCAUGGGUGGUGGUGGUCGAUCGAGCCGCAUGCGCUCCAACUUUGGCGGUGCCGGAGCCGACCCGUUCCGCAGCAGCGCUCGCGAGGCAACGCCCGAGGUCACUACCGUCGAGCGUGGGUUGCCGCUUACCUUGGAAGAGCUCUACAACGGUGUCACCAAGAAGAUGAAGAUCAAGAGGAAGACGUUUGAUGAUAGCGGCAAGCGCACCACCAGCGAUCAGGUUCUCGAGGUCCCGAUCAAACCAGGUUUGAAGAAGGGCAGCAAGAUCAAGUUCAAGGGCGUAGGCGACCAGGAAGAAGGUGGCAAGCAAGACCUGCACUUCAUUGUCGAGGAGAAACCCCACCCACUCUUCAUUCGCGACGGCGACGACUUGAUACACACCGUCGACCUGGAACUCAAGGAAGCUCUGACAGGCUGGAAGCGAACCGUCACGACCAUUGACGGCAAGCAACUGACCCUCGACAAGGGUGGCCCGACCGCCCCGGGCUCUACGGACUCGUAUCCUGGCCAAGGAAUGCCCAUCUCGAAAAAGCCCGGUGAGCGAGGCAACUUCAUCAUCAAGUACAACGUCAAGUUCCCGACAACUUUGACGGCACAACAAAAGGCAGAGCUCAAAAAGAUUCUAUAG
Neoarthrinium moseri is the source of this 1131-nucleotide messenger RNA. RefSeq lists its product as uncharacterized. Gene Ontology annotation, cellular component: cytosol. Gene Ontology annotation, biological process: translational initiation. Gene Ontology annotation, molecular function: protein-folding chaperone binding. The record is from RefSeq and is a predicted model, not a curated record. Lineage: Eukaryota; Fungi; Ascomycota; Sordariomycetes; Amphisphaeriales; Apiosporaceae. The transcript is spliced from 3 exons. Bases 1 to 1131 code for a protein of 376 amino acids.